AUGUCUAUGUCUGAUGAUGUAUCAACAUCCAAUAAUAAUGAUGUUACAGAUGAAUUAAUAUCACACGCUCAAAACAGUAACUCAUUACCAAAUCUAAAUGAUGAGCCUUCGAUUCAAUUUUCUAUGGCUAAAUUAGUCUCACAGCCGUUUCCAACAUUUAAUAUCACUUUGCCUUAUCCAAAUAUAAAAAUCGUUUGCGAAUUUUAUACAAGUUGGCAUCAUAGUAGUAUGUAUACCUCUAAUGAUACUGAUUGUUCUGCCAAUCUUAAAUUGUUUGAUGAUGGAAAUUAUAAAUUUACUCCUACUGAAAAUAUGAUUAAUGUUCCUUAUAUUAGUCAUUUGCACUUUUAUUGGAAUAUUUCUGUAGAUGACAUAAGUAAUAUUACUUUCGGUGCAGAAUUACUUGAUAUCAAAAAAAACCAUACAGAUCAAAUUACCCUCCAAAAUUACAUAGGUUAUCUCAAUAAAUUUAAUUUCGUGUCUAUUCAAGGAAACAAGCAAAAUAAGGUUCUUAUUGAAUGGACUAGAAUGAAUUACUUAAUUCGUGAUUGGACAAAUUAUUUAGGUUUUCCUAAUCAUCAUAUUCCACUUCGUAUUGCAAAAUCAACAACUCCAACACCUACAUUAAGCCAUUUCAAUCAGACUGAAGUACUUAUUUACCCAUAUGGUUCUAGAGAUGAAUAUUUUGAAAUUGUUGAAACAGAAAAAAGGUUUGAAACCGUCUUGAGCAAUAUCGGUCCACUUGGAGGUGCAAUUAGCUUGCUGUUAGGAGCUUAUGCUGUUUUAUUUGGCGGAUCACUCCUGGAUCCAUGGGGAAUCUUCCAAAAAUGUUGUUGCAAGUAUAAACCAAGGUCGAAAAGAAAGCUUUUGAAAAAUUUAUCGAUGAUUCCUUUAAUCGAAAAAAACCAAUUACAUUAUGGAAAUUCUAAAGAUCCGGAUCUUAUCUCUCUUAUCACAAGGUUCAAUUCUUUGGAAAUAAUUCUAAGAGAGUACGUUAUAAACACGGAUUUCCUUAAUGAAUUGGAGACUGAAAAAAUUGAUAUUGAGAGUAAUUAA
This is a messenger RNA of Entrophospora candida, 1056 nucleotides long. The record is from the annotation of a GenBank genome assembly. NCBI's taxonomy places the organism in Eukaryota, Fungi, Glomeromycota, Glomeromycetes, Entrophosporales, Entrophosporaceae.